UGGAGUGGUGGGGAUGGCUGUGAGGGAUGGGGGGUUAAAGAGGGGAGGGUGGAAAUGUUGCAUGGUGCACGGGGACCUUGGCUGUAGCUGCAUCCUGCAAACCUCAGGGCAGGCACUGGUGCCUGAUUGGGCAUUUGGCCACCAAGCUGCAGCGAUGGGAUGGAGCUGGCCCUGCCGCUUGGGUAUUUAUCACAAGGAAGUGCUGAAGUCCUCUGUGAUUUUUCUUCUUUCUCUAUUGUUCCUGGCUAUUGUUCUUGGCUCCAUUAUCCCUCGGUUGCUUACAUAAAUCAGCACGUGGCUCUCCGAGACACGACAGGGAGCAGCUCAUCCAUCCAAGGUCAUUGUCCCUUGUCUGCAAGAGACAAAUCCCCUCCAAGGGCCGGGAGCUCCGGGUCAGUCCCUGCGGGGCCGAAAUGGACCCCACGAGGACCAUCCUGGCGCUCCCAGCCAAGGAUGCUCUUGGUCCAGGGAUGCUCCCAGCGGAGCAGCUGCGGGAGGCGGCACCGGGGAGGGGACAAGAGCGGGCCCGGCCCCAUUCCCCGCCUCGCUGCCACAAAACGGGAGCCGAGAGCUGGCUCGGCUUCACACGCUCCCCUCCAUCUCUACCGAACCGGGAUAUCCCCCAUUAAACCUUGGAUUGAACCCAAGCCGGCACCGAACCGAGCCGUGCGCGGUCGGGAGGGAUGUAGCGAUCAGCACCGCGGAGAGCGGCCGUGCGGAGCCGCGCCGGGGCCAUGGCCAGCGUGCAGCAGGGCGAGAAGCAGCUCUUCGAGAAGUUCUGGCGAGGGACCUUCAAAGCCGUGGCCACGCCGCGACCCGAGAGCAUCAUCGUGGCCAGCAUCACCGCCCGCAAACCGCUGCCCAGUGGGACGCUCAGCUGCCUGCCGUACUCUGCGGAGGAUCGACGUCCUGAGAAGCUGAGCAGCUGCGUGUCCAAGGAGAUCUCCACCACUAACGGCUGGGCAAGAGGGAAGGAGAGACGCGACCAUGCUCACCACAGGUCACGCAGUCCUUCGUGCGAUGGGGAGCGUGCACCGCCGCCGGCCCGGGGGAAGAAGAAGAAGAAGAAAUCCAGCCGCAAGAAGCGACGGAGGUCUCCUUCCUACAGCCCCUCGCCUGUGAAGAAGAAGAAAAAGAAGAGCUCCAAGAAACGAAAAAGAAACAGGUUAUCCUCAAAGAAGAGAAGACACAGUUCCUCGAGCCCCAAAAGUAAGAGAAAGGAAGAAAGAAAACACAAAAAACACUCUCGUGGGCGCACCCGGAAAGCUCACCGCCAUCGCCGCUGCCACUCUCGCUCAGAGAGCUCUGACUCCUACUCGCCGAGCUGCCGGAGCAGGCACAGAACCAGGUCUCGGGAGGAAGGGCGUAAAGCACGGCGGAGACGCUCCCAGCACCAUUCAAAAGUCCUAGCAAAGAGAAGCUCCUCUGCAGAGGUUCAGGCCAGCCAAACCCUCCCACUGCACAGCUUCCUGUCUCCUAAGGAAGUCAUCUCUCAGUCAGGGUCUUCUGCUGAACUCUUUACCAAAACAGACAGCCCGCCUGGCCACCUAGCCAGCCAGAACGGAGAGUGUCAUGAAUAUGACUCAGGAAACGACACUUCUUCCCCUCCCUCCACUCAAACGAGCUCAUCCAGGUCAAAGGACAGCCAGGAGAAACGAAGCGUAGCCCACGAUGGCUUUGGCCAUGCCUUCUCAUCUGGGAAGCCCAAAAUGGCCAACGGCGAUAACAGCUCCGAUUCAGGAAAUUCCUUCACCAGUUGUUUUUCCCAGACCAAGGCAACAGCUUCGGAAAAUCUGUCUCCAGAUGCCCAGGGACAAGACCAAAGAGGAUGCCUGUCCUCGUGUCUCAGCUGUUCGGAGGAGGAGAAGCGCAAUGUCCCCCCAUCGCCAGCCCGCAGCUCGCCGCUCAGGCCAUGCUCCCGCAGCAAGUCGUGCAGCAGCACGGGCCGGUCCUCCCCCGGCUCCAGCCGCUCCCGCUCCUCACCCCGCAGGGCCUCCCCCAGGUACUCCCGCAGCAGGUCCUGCUCUUCAGGGAAGAGCCCCACGUCUUCUUCACGGUCCCCCAGCUAUUCCUCCAAAUCCUGCAAAAAAAGCCCUGGAAGCAGGAGCUCAAAGACUCGCCGGAGCCCCAGUUACUCCCACUACAGCCCUACGAGGGACCGUGGGCGAGAGCACAAGCACAACUCCAGCGAGAAGGAGUCACACCGGCAGCGGGACCGGCAGCGCCGGCGCUCCUACUCGCCCCUGAGGAAGCGCAGGAGGGACUCCCCCAGCCACCUGGAGGCCCGGCGCAUCACCAGCGCCCGCAAACGCCCCAUCCCCUACUACCGGCCCAGCCCAUCCUCCUCCAGCAGCGCCAGCAGCUAUUCCUCCUGGUACAGCAGCCUCAGCCGCUCCCCGAGCCGGAGCCGGAGCUACUCCAGCCACCGGACGAGCCGCAGCCGCAGCUGGAGCAGCAGCAGUGCAGAGGGCAGGAGCCGCAGCAGGAGCUCGGGCCCCAGGAGCAGCCGCAGCCGCAGCAGGAGCUAUGACUCAGGAGGCAGCUCUGACAGCCUGCGUCGCUAGGGAGUGCCGCCGGCAUCACCGAAUUCCUAGCGUUCUCCACAUCCUUCCCACCUACUUGGCCAUCGAUCGCAGUCAUCCCCGAUACUGAUGUGACAGCAGCACCGGGUCCCCUUUCCUUAUUUUGGAUGGAGUAAGAGCCCUCGUGCUCCUGGAACAGCCCCUUCGCUGCCUUGCAGGGAGGGUGGAUCCGUCCCAGCUCCCCCAGCCAGAGCUGGGGCUGGAAGAGGGGCCAGUGCCCUCUGCAGACCCUACAGGGUCCAUCCUCCUGACAUCCCCAUCUCCCCAUCGCUGCCACUUUCUGACAGCUGCCAGCUGCUCCAAAGGAAGAAGUUUGUCUCUUUGCUUUUCUCUUGCCAAAGCAGGAGCCAGUGAAUUAAUUCCCCCCGGAGGAAGAGACACAUUUAGGGAGGAAUUUGCUGGGAAGCCUUGGUGAUGAGUGGACAUGACCUGUCCUCCUCAAGGCAAAUAUCAGGUCCUUGAUAUUGGAUCUCUCCUCCAGAGUUUCUGCCCACUCUGCAGCAGCUCUCUGCCAUGAGCCUAUUUAUUUAUUGCCGUACGCCCGACUCUGCUAUAAAUAGAAGGCUAGAAAUCCCUCCUGACAUUAAUUUCUGGGGGGGAAAAAAAGGCUAUUCCCUCUCUUUCUCCUGCCCUUUCCUAACAGGGUGUUACACAUCCACCUUUCACAGGGCUGCAUUAUUCCCCUCCAGCAGUGUGAACGCUGAGGCCUACAGCAGACGUGGGACUGGCGUGGUUCGCAUCUCGUAGGCCCCCCCCCAGUUGCCUGUUUUUUUCCCAGGAGCCGGGAGGGCCCUGCCUGCCUGGGCGGCCCUGUGGUUUUGUCUCCCUGCCAGGCUUGCCAGCCCAGCUGCCUGCGCAAUUACUGUGUUUUGCAGAGCAACAAAGGCUUCUCCUAGCACGGGCUGAGCCGGUGCUGAGGAUUUUCUUUCUCUUACAACACCUGGGUGCUUAGAGACGCUAAUUUAGGCCUAAGACUUCCCUCCCUCCCUUUUUCCAUCCCCUCCCCUUCCAUCCUGCGUGAUCAUUAAGGAGUUUGGGCUUAAUGAGUCAAGGAGGUGCGUCAUUGAAGUGUCACAGGAAAGGGCCGAGGGGAGCCAGCAUCUGCCAGAGGGAGAGAGGGGUGGGAGGAAAGGGAAACCCACAGCCAGAGAGUUACCCAUGGCCCCCGCUCCCACUGGCAGCAGGUAAAGCGGUGAGCAGGGGAAGGUCAAACACAACCUGGAUGAUUGCCUUAUCGAGUAUAUAAACGUGUUAUCAGUUGGAAAACACAGCAGGACAGGUUAUACUUCUACACGGCUGGUGCAAGGGGAAAUUUGAUACCAGGGGCCCUUUUUUUCACCGUCUCCUUCUCACUGCAAACCCCUCUGGCUGUGGCUGAGAAUUACAGACCAGGUGUUCCUGCAGCGGAUGCUGCUGCCUUCCCCCUGCCCCAGCCCUGCAGCAGCCCCUGGCUCCUCUGGAGGGGAGCACCCUUCUUGUAAAGGGCUGAGAACCCCAUGCUUCUUCCCUAGAGAGUCCCUCCCAGUUCGGCAUUCAGUCGCUCUGUAGUGCUCCAUGAAAGACCUGAUCUCAGCAACCAGAGGCCAAAUCCCGAAUCUCUCAGUCUCUCAGUGCCCCUAAAUGCAGGCGUGCACCUGCAGCAAGGCAGCAGCAAGCCAGAUGGGCAGCAGCUGGGGAAGCAGAGAAGGGCUUUGUGCAGGCAGUGUAAUCAGCCAAACUACAUCGAGCUGAGCAACUCGUGGGACGGAGGACAAACAGCAGCGCACGCCGGCUAUGGGACGAGAGGUGACACGUGGCUCUGGCACCCGUCCUCCUGCACAGUUUGUGGCAGCUGAAUGCCCCGGGGGUCUCUCGAGCAUUGGAGCAAAGCCUCUUUAUUUAUUUACCUAAUUAUUUAUUUACCGACGCGCUUAUUUAUUACUAUUAGUCGCGUUCUGUUUUUCAAUCGCUAGGCCGGAAUGGACGCGAGCGGUCGCUGUCAGCAGUAUUUAUUUAUUUAUUUAUUUAUUUAUUUAUGUAUUUAUUUCGGAGGGUGAGGGAUGCAGGAACGGGGAGGCUCUCUGCCUGCUUGUUUGGGUGUACCCAUGUCCCCUCCCCGCCCCCCUUCCCCCCCCUAGAGUUGCAUGGAGGUUCCCAGCGCUGGCCCAGCCCGGCUGCUCGGUGCAGCGUCCCGGUGGGAGGAAGGACUUCCCCGCGUUGUUUUGCAUCGUGAUCCACCCAUGGAAAAUCUGAGGUUGGGCCGUGAGAGCACGGGAGGUGCCUGCAAAUCCAGCCCGGUGACAGGACCCGACCGCGUCCCUUUGUGUGUGUGUGCGCGCAUAUGUUUCCUCGGUGGUAUUUAUCUCUUUAUUUUUUAACUUAUUUAAGGUUUUCCCUACAAUGCGGACCGUCGCCCUUCCCGUCAGUGGGUUUUCUGUCACUUUGCAAGAAGCCUGUGAGCUUUUCUGUCUCUGUGCCUUUUGCCAGUGCUUCUUUUGUCGCGUGUUCACUCACUCGUUGCUUUUAUGGGAUUUUUGCUCCAUGUCCAGCAUCUCAGGUUGCUGUUGUUCCCACCCUGGGGCAUCUCGCCCCUUUGGGUGCACACAAAUUGCUGCUCAUUGGCACUGGGGCUGCUUGUCAGGGCCUCACCAUGGCUUUGGGGGAAUGUCUCGGCCGCCUCUCAGAAGCAUCCAUCUCAGAGGGUUUUCUUUCCUCAUCCAAGGGCUCCUUCCUGCCUGCGAUGUUUCCAUCCCAAGUGCCCUGGUUGCCUUUCCGCAGCAGAGCACACAACGCAGUGUCCCCCUGGGAUGCUCCCAGCUCCCUGGACCCCCAGGGUUCCUCUUCCAUCCCACACACCAGGUCAGGCUCCAGCAAACCCAGCCCAGACCCUGAAGUUUUGCUGAAAAGAGCAGAGGAAGGAUAUUUCAAUGCACUGCUGUGUCAUUCCAUUGUGUCAUGGGUUGCGGCGCUCAGCUGUGCUCUGCUUUACGUUGACCGUAACUUUUCUCAAUGUUUUUGCUGUUUUGGUUUUUUUUGUACCAAACCUAUCUGCAGCGGCCAAUCGAUGUUAUUUUGCUAUGCAUUGUACAUAGAUCGAAAAGGCUGAGAGGACUUAGCCUCUUAUUUAAUAUUUAUUUCUCCUAUUUAUUGAGCAUUACUUAGGAAAGUUGUUUGGGUCUCGCUGUGGGGUCCACGGGGUGACUGAGAAAGGGACAGGUUUAGAUGCCAGAACGCAGUCUUUAAUGUCCAAUGGGUGUUGUGCUACCCGAGUGCUAGAGGGUGAACAAAUCCUGUGACUUUUGCUGCUACCUGGAAGUCUGUGCGUGACCAGGAGAGUCUCUGAAGCACUGGAACAUCCGCUGCUGUAGCAACAGCUCCUUGGUAAAGCAGCCCAAACUUUGGACUGUUGUAGAGAACAGCACCUUGAGCCCCAUCCAGGGAAUGGAGAGAUUUAGAACAAAAGCCCAGACAGGAGAAAAGCUGCCAGGGAAAACUGUGUCCCUGUUUUCUCGCCUGUUGGUCGAUUCCUUACCAAAUCACACCGGCACGUCUGUUCAUUCGACUUCAUUGUAAAACUACCUUUGCUCUCCAUGGAAAUGCAUACUGUAUUCUUUAGUCUUCCUGGGGUAUUUGAGUUGUUAGCCUGUUUAGAAAAGGGUUCCAAUAAAAGUUCAGAUGAUAUCUGGUUCACAUCACAGCCUGGUUUCUCGUGUUCCUUUUGGAUGCAGCUUGGUGUGGUGGGAUAUUUUGGGUUGUUUCAGCUGCUCCACACAGCAGGGCAUGUGCUUGCACUCUCAGCUGCCGGGGACGGGGUCGUUGGGGCACUGGCUGAAGCUGAACUGCUGUGAGCUCAGAUUCCUGCCAGCUGGGUCAGGCUUUUGCUGCCCUUUGCCGUGCGAUUUGGGUCAUCCUCAGCUCACAGACAGCCCAAGCCAGAAGUGUAGAGUUUGAAGGCAGUGGGGAUGCUCUGCUUCCCCAUUAAUGCCCCUGGAAUGGAGACACUCCCGGGGACCAUCCACCAAGUCCUGAUGGCAGCUGAGAUGUGCACCUGGGAAGGGUCUGAUGACAGCACAGACACAGACACAGGGCAGCGUCCCCAGGUCGCUUGGCUGACAGGAGGGCUCUGCGCUCCCCAGAGCUGACGUGGUGGUGCUGGCAGCUGUGGGAGGUGACUGGGAGAUUUGGAGUGACAACAGGAGCUAAAUUGGGAUCCCUGGAGAGGGACGUGUGACUAAUGGGGAUAAGCAAGGCGGCAAGACGGAUUCCUGGCCUGGGAGGGAGGAUGGCCUGGAGCUACUCGGGAAACAUGGGACUGGAGAUUUCAGGACGAAACGUGUCAGGGAUGGAAGUGGCUAUGGGGCUGUCCCAAACCGUGUGCUGGUGUCACCUCUGGAAUACCUGGUAUCACUCUGGGUGAUGGGAGCACUCAGCCAGGCAGGGCAAGGGAUAGAGGGGGACACUUCAGCCUCUGCUGAUGGCUGCUUCUCUGCUCCUCCCCACAACUCCAGGCGCACCCCAGUCCCCAGGGAGACCCCACAAUGCCUGGCUGUGUACCCCCACACACACCAGUGAAGGAGGCAAGGGACGAGCACGGGAGCAGCCACUCCCCGUGCUGGCAAAGGCAGCUCCUUGCCCAGCAAUGCCGCGUCGCUGCUCUGUGAUUAAUGCCCUCCGAGCGACCGGCGGCCGAAUCGCAGCGUGGCCCGCAGCCCAUUACGGCCUUCCUGCUGCAAUUUGUUCCAGCAAGUCCAUUAGAAAGAUUGCAGAUGCUGGAGAGAAGGAGAGCGAGGUAGAGACCGGAGGGAGUGAGGAAGCAGUGCAGCAUCUGGUGCAUCAUUGGUGACACUCGUCGUCGUGCCGGGACCCCCUCUGCAGGAUCCCUGCUGCCACCAGAGCCAGGCAGGUGCCGAAAACCCCGCGCCUGCUGGGAUCCUCAGGCCGGCGUGAGAGGUCAGCUGCACAGCCCGGAUUCUCCACGGCUGUUUCAUCCUCUCCAAAAUACUCGGCUGACAGGGCAGGAAUUGCAAAACACAGCCUCC
Molecule: messenger RNA, 7600 nt
Organism: Numida meleagris (helmeted guineafowl)
Lineage: Eukaryota; Metazoa; Chordata; Aves; Galliformes; Numididae
Gene: SRRM4
Product: serine/arginine repetitive matrix 4
Exons: 14
Coding region: 735-2564 (609 amino acids)
Biological process (GO): regulation of RNA splicing; mRNA processing; neuron maturation
Cellular component (GO): nucleus
Molecular function (GO): mRNA binding
Source: RefSeq, a predicted model, not a curated record